GGCUGCUGGUUGGUAGUAUCGCGCCGGCUGCGCAAGAGCAGCCCCGCUGUGAGAUAAUAUUUAGUGUAGGAUUUUAUUUUCCAAUAAUAUGUGUAAUGUGUAACCCACGGUAACUGACAGUUCGCUUUUGCGGUGGGUGCAUCCACGCUCGCCCGUGUCCUUCUCGGCACGCGUUUACUUUUUUUCUCUCAUAUACCAGAGAUCAGUGUUUUUGUUAUUGUGUACUUUUUAAUUGUUUUCCUGUUCUGUACAUUACCAAAAAAAAAAAAAAUGUAAAUCAAAUUGUUUCCUACAGUAUUGCAUCGGAUUACUAUCAAUACAUCUAAAACAGAAGAAUACGAGGACAAUUUCAAAGCAAUGGAAGAGAAAAUAAGGCAGCAGUGAUACUAUAAGAACGUGGAUAACGAUUUUUUUUCAUCAGUAGUUUGUGGAAAAAAAAACUUAUCAACCGCGAUGGAGUCUCGUCCACAUCACGGUGAUAAUUCUCAACUGGACAGAUAGAACGUGGAAAUUGAAAUCGAUCCAACGGGAAACGUUAAAGGAUAAAGGGAGUUGUAGUUAAGGUUGAAGAAAGGUAGAAGUGGUGGUGCUGGUGAUCGACCUGGAGAAGAAGAAAAAUAAUAAUAAGAGCGAGGUGAGACUGAGAGAAGAAAUAAGUGAACGAGACGAAAGAAGUUGAGAUAAGAACAGAAAGAUGGGCAAGUGUUGCAGCAAGAGGCAAGAGCCUCAGCCAAUUGUGUAUAAGAAAACUGAAGCUGCGUUAACUUCGAAGCAUAGUAAUGGAGGUUCUUUGGAUAGAUACACAGCAGAUCCUAAUCAAAGAGGAGUUCAAGCUCGCGCUGAUAUUAUCCGGCCUAGGCAGACACCUUGUAAGACACAGAUUCCACAUCAACCUCGUAAAACAAGCUCGCCUGUCGUUUUACCUGCAUCUCAUUCACAGAGAACGAAUAAAAUAGUGGUAGCACUUUAUAACUACACUGCAAGAGAGAGUACAGACGUGAGUUUUGUGAAAGGCGAUCAGAUGGAAGUUCUAGACGACUCUGAACCCGACUGGUGGCGAGUAUUACAUUUGAGAACCCUUCAAGAGGGACUUAUACCUUGGAACUUUGUAGCAGUUGAACGUUCAGUCGAGAGUGAAGACUGGUUUUUCGAGAAUGUGUCGAGAAAAGAGGCUGGUAAAUUACUCUUGGUGGAUGAAAAUCCAAGGGGAACCUUUUUGGUAAGACCGAGUGAACAUAAUCCACGCGGAUACAGUCUCAGUGUUAAAGACUGGGAAGAAGGACGGGGUCAUCAUGUCAAACAUUACAAGAUUAAACCUCUGGACAAUGGUGGCUUCUUUAUUGCCACCAAUCAAACCUUCCCAACACUACCGGCUCUUGUUAUGGCCUACAGCAAAAAUGCACUUGGCCUAUGUCACGUACUGUCGAAACCGUGUCCAAAACCACAGCCCGACAUGUGGGACCUUGGACCAGAGUUACGUGACAAAUGGGAGAUAAAUCGUAGCGAGAUACAGCUGAUACGUAAGCUGGGACAUGGUAAUUUCGGUGAGGUUUAUUAUGGCAAGUGGCGCAACAAGAUUGAAGUUGCCGUAAAGACGCUGAGACCCGGUACCAUGUCAACAGAAGCAUUCCUCCAGGAAGCAGCAAUAAUGAAACAAUUUAGGCACAGACAUUUAGUCGCACUGUAUGCCGUAUGCUCCAAAGAAGAACCUAUUUAUAUUGUUCAAGAGUACAUGUGUAAUGGAAGUCUUUUAGACUUUCUGAGAACUGGUGACGGUAAAUAUAUGCAAUUUGAGGACCUCAUUUAUAUAGCAGCUCAAGUCGCUUCGGGUAUGGAACAUUUAGAAAGCAAACAACUUAUACAUCGGGAUCUUGCUGCUCGCAAUGUUCUUAUUGGUGAAAAAAAUAAAGCUAAAAUAUGUGAUUUUGGCCUUGCAAGGAUUAUUGAAGAUGACGAGUAUUGCCCAAAGCAAGGUAGUAGAUUCCCUGUUAAGUGGACUGCGCCAGAAGCUAUUGUUUAUGGCAGAUUCAGCAUUAAAAGUGACGUUUGGUCUUAUGGAAUAUUGCUUAUGGAACUUUUUACCUAUGGACAGGUUCCUUAUCCAGGUAUGCAUGGCCGUGAAGUUAUUGAACAAGUGGACAAAGGAUACCGAAUGCCUAAGCCAGCGAAUCAGCCAUUACCAGACAGCAUUUACCGUCUUAUGUUGCAAUGUUGGGACGCAUGUCCAGAGAAACGACCUACCUUUGAAUUCCUCAAUCAUUAUUUUGAAUCAUUUAAUGUGACAAGUGAAAUACCAUACCUUGAACCGCCAACAGACUGAUACACGGCCCAUCAUCAUUUAGAGGGCCACGUUACGCAGCAUGGCCACGUUAUGCCGCCGCAUGGUCAUUACCAUCCGGCUCAUCUUAAUUGUGCCAUGGAAUUUUACGGGAUUUACUGUUAAAAAUAACAAAACUACUCCUACUACCCUUAUACACUAAAUUACUAUUUAAUUGCGCAUUAAUCUUCUUUUAAGAUGCGCAAUCUUUUUACUUUUUAUCAGAAAUGUAAUAUGGAAAAAAAAAUCAUUCCAAACACUGCCAGAAUUUUGCCAAUGAUAUAUUUAUUGAAUCACGCCGUUUGUCAUUUAUGUACACAGGCACUUUUGUAAAAGAAAAAGAAAAAUAAAUAAUAAUAAUCUGUAUGUCAAACGGUGAUCUUUGUGUGCCAUAAACUCACUUAGAGUCUUCGGAAAUUUAAAAACACUAAACAAAAUACUCAAGUCUUCUUUAUUUAAACUUUUUUUUUUUGUAGUUUACAAUCGAGUGAAUUUGGCACUAGAAAUUUUUUAUCGUCUCUGACGAUAAUGAAUGACUGAAAAAAAAUGAAAAUAAAAAAAAAAAUAAAAAAAUAUAAAAAGUAAAAAAAGAGAAAAAAUUUUUGUAAGAUUAAAAUUAAUGAAAAAUUUAAAGACUUGAAUACAAAUAACUUGUAAUUUUAAAUAGACGUUUGUAGAGUAGUGUUUUGUAAAAUGACGUCUAUAAAUUUAAAUUUAAAAUUGACUUUUCGAAAAUAACAAACAUAAUAAAUUAGACUUAAUUACUUACAGGACUGGCAAAAAAAAAAUAUUUACUCUAGAAACAUCGAUUUUCAAACAGAUAAUAUUAUUUUUAAAUGUGACAAAAAAAUGUCUCCAAAUGAAUUUGAAAAAUAAUAAAAUAAAAACUUUUUCUCCAUCGAACAAAAUAAUAAAUUUUUUUAGCACAAAUUCAUUUGUAAAAAUUAAAACGAGAGCGAAACCAUGACAGGCGAUUAUUUGUGAUUACGUGUGUGCUUUUUUUUAUUUACUAUUACAUAUUAUUUAAUUAUUUACAUGUACAUUAUAAGUUGUAUUUAAUUACUGCAAUUAUUUUAUUUCCUAAUCUCUUAUUUAUCACGAAUAUUCGCUGUGAUCUUUAUACAUAUAUAUAUAUUUUUUUUUAUUUCUCAAAUGGGAAAUCAAGUCAAUUCCCGAUUUGUAAAAUGCACCAUUAUCCACUUCAUUGCCGAUUCAAUUCGCGUAAGAAAAUCUUUAUUUUAUUUUUUUCGUUUGAUUAAACUCCGAGAUUAAGAUUAAGUCACAAUUUUAUUAUACUCUUACUCAACCUCAUUGAUUUAAAUCGCUUAAUUAAAUUAUGUCAGUAAGUCGAUACAUUUUUUUUUUUAUAUAUUGAACCAUUGAUAUAAUUUUUUUAUUAUUUAUCAAUUUAACAAUUAAAAUUCUCAGUGUAUACUCAUGUCCGACUGUAAAAAAAUAUAUUUAUAAAUAUAUAUAUAUUAAUAUAUUUUUUUCAUUAGAUCUGAUGGAUCUGAAAAUCUGAUAAUAUGGGUCGUCGAAAAAUAUAAAAUAAAAUAAAAAAUAACUACAGGUAUGCGUUGAAAGUCAAUGAGAGAGUGUUUAAAAAUUUCGCGAGUGAAUGUGACUUACAUUUUAUGUCCUUGAAAGCUGGAGAUUAUAUUGCAAAUUAAAUAAAUAAAAUAAACGUAUGACGGAGAGAUAAAGAUAAAAUUUAAAUGAGAAAAAAAAGAGUGGAAAAAAAAAUUAGAGGAUUUAAUUAUAAGGUAAUCGUAAGUCAUCGAUAUUAAUCGUACAAAAAACUAAAAGAAAAAAAAUAAAAUCUGUAAAUUUUACACUUUAAGAUAAAAAGACAGUAAUUUUAUUUUAAGUAGAUGUUAAUAUAUAAUUGAAAAAAAUUAAAUAAAUAAUUAAUUAAUUAAUUAGAUUUCGACGUGUAAUUACGAACGUGUAAUUUCGAUUUACCUUAUCAUUAAAAAGAAAUAAUUAUUAUCCAGGAAAAAAAUUAUUGAUAUAACGAAUGGAUAUUUAUUUUAUCGCAAUUUAAUUAGUUGUUAAUGUUAAUAAUAAUAAUAAUAAUAAUAAUAAUAAACAAUAAUAAUUAAUUGUAAUAUUAAUAAUACUAUUAAUUAAUAAUGUAAUAAAUUAUUUGUAAAACAAUUUCCAUCGAUUGUUAAUAAGAAAAUAUUCUCUCUUGUCAUGUAAUACGUACGUGAAAAUUUUUUUCAUCACGUUAUUGUAAGAGUAGUGUAGCUUGUACGUCCAAUAAAUUUUUUCUAUGAACAAUUUUAUACCGACCAAAAAAAAAAAACAAAUUUAUUAAAACAAUUACUUGUUGUGUUUACUGUAAAAGUGGAGUAAAUUUUUGACAGUUUGUUAAUUCAAUAUUAAAUAAAAAAAAAAGAAAAUAAAAUAGAACACAUUCUUUAUGUAAAAAAAAUAUUUUCAGAGUAACGAACCGGGUAAACGUUAAUGAUGUUAUAAUUAAAAAAAAACAAAGAUUGUUUUAAAGAGUAGAAAUAAUGAAUUUAAAAAAUAUAAUAUUCAGCUGAGUGAAAAGUAACUUGACCUCGUAUUAAUUAAUUGUCAUCUUUAAUUUAAAAAAUUUUAUACUUGGUAUUAAAUUUAUUUUACAUAAUAUAAAUAUCAUUUUAUUGAUGUGCCAAGAUUAUCAAAUCAUUUGUCACGAGGCCAAAGCAUCGCCAGCUGCUAAUUUUUUGUUUGCAAUUAUUAUUAGAUUCAAAUACUCCCACGUAUUUCACGUGUAUUGUCAAUACUGCAUAUGAAAAAAGAAAAAGAAGACAGAAAAUUAAUAAUAAAAUAACAGUAAAAAAUAAUGUACAGUACAGUUUUCCUCAAUACUAAUAAUAAUAUCGGUACUUAUUGACUCAGCUGACGAUAAAUUUUAUAAUUUUUGAAUACAAAAAAAAAAAAAUACGAAUGAAAGAAAUAAAUAAAGAGAAAAAGCAAAAAAAAAGUCGCGGAGCUCGGAAUGAGAAAAAUUUUGAUAAAUCUGUGAUAUAGGAAACAGACCUCAAGUUUUGAUACCGAGUUAUCAAGUUAAAGUGCACCACGACUAUUUUUUAAAAAUCGUAUCGACAAUUGAAAUUUUUUAACAUUUCAUUAUUACGACAACUGUCACUAUAUUUAUUAAUCAUAAUAUUAAUAAUAAAAUAAUAAAACUAAAUUUGUAAUUGUAUAUCAUAAUCACGUUAAAUUUAUCAUAAUAAUAGAAGGUUAUUUAUUUAUCUUUUUUUUAUUAUUUAAAACUUUAAUUGCAAGUAUUAAAUAUAGAGAAUUUUCAGAUUAUCUAUUUAAUUAAUUAAAUAAUUUUAAACUGUCUUUAAUAAAAAGUUUAAAUCCGUAGCUUGUAAUUAGAAAUGAAAUUUAAUUUUGUAUUAAAAAGAAAAACAAAAAAAAAAUCCAGUCUAAAAUUUAAAUCUUCUGUAUUAAAGAUUCCUCAUCUGUAUUUCAAAUUGAAGAGAGUUUCAAAGAAUUUAUUUAUCUGAAUAGAUUUUCUGGAAUUUUUCAAUAUCUCUGAUAAGUUUUAAACUAUUUGCAAUCAAAGCUUAAAUAAUUUUGCUAAAAGUUGACCUCUGCUCUACACUAUCAGUAAUAAUAAAUAUUAUUAUGAUUUGAAAGACAAACAAGUAAAAAUAAAUAAAUAAAUAAAGCAAAUAAAUUAUUUUUAUCAUAUGGCUUUUGUCGAAUCUCCAUACCGCGUGGUACAACUUCAAUACAUUUCAAUAAAAAUUGAUAAUUAAUUAUUAAUAAUAAUAAUAAUAAUAAUAUUAAUAAUUUAAAAAUGUAUAAUUACUAUGUACCAAAGCUUAUAAUCAUCAAAUGAUUACUUUGUAUUAUUGUAUUAAUAUUUAUCGUAUGCUUAUACAUACAUAC
Microplitis mediator is the source of this 6211-nucleotide messenger RNA. It is a transcript of the gene Src64B, whose product is annotated as tyrosine-protein kinase Src64B. The transcript has 7 exons. Lineage: Eukaryota; Metazoa; Arthropoda; Insecta; Hymenoptera; Braconidae. Gene Ontology annotation, biological process: protein phosphorylation; cell surface receptor protein tyrosine kinase signaling pathway; cell differentiation. Gene Ontology annotation, cellular component: extrinsic component of cytoplasmic side of plasma membrane. Bases 695 to 2320 code for a protein of 541 amino acids. Gene Ontology annotation, molecular function: ATP binding; non-membrane spanning protein tyrosine kinase activity; signaling receptor binding. The record is from RefSeq and is a predicted model, not a curated record.